Rosa rugosa (rugosa rose) is the source of this 699-nucleotide messenger RNA. Its product is annotated as secreted RxLR effector protein 161-like. Bases 1 to 699 code for a protein of 232 amino acids. The transcript has a single exon. Gene Ontology annotation, molecular function: nucleic acid binding. Lineage: Eukaryota; Viridiplantae; Streptophyta; Magnoliopsida; Rosales; Rosaceae. The record is from RefSeq and is a predicted model, not a curated record.
AUGGAGAAUGUACCUUAUGCUAGAUUGGUUGGAAUUCUCAUGUAUGCACAGGUUUGUACCAGGCCAGAUAUAAGUUUUGCUGUCAAUAUGUUGUCUAGAUAUCAAUCAAAUGCUGGACAUGAACAUUGGGUUGCUGGAAAGAAAGUUUUGAGAUAUUUGAAAUCUACCAAAGAUCACAUGCUGGUAUACAAAAGGAUUGAAGAUCAAGAAUUGAAAGUAGAAUGUUAUACAAAUGCUUCAUACAAACAGGACUUGGAUGACUUGAAAUCAACAUCUGGAUAUAUUUUCAUGUUUGCUAGCGGAGCUAUCUCAUGGAAGACUAAUAAGCAAUCAUUAACUGCUACUUCAACCUUUCAAGCAGAAUACAUUGCAAUAUUUGAAGCUACUGCACAUGCUUUGUGGUUGAGAAAUUUUAUUUCAAGAAUGAAAGUGGUGGAUUCAAUUGAAAGGCCAUUGACCAUUUACUGUGACAAUGCAGCUGCUGUGUUCUUUUCAAAGAACAACAAAAGGACUUCUGGAUCUAGAAACAUUGAUGUUAAGUAUUUCUCUGUGAGAGAAAGUGUGAGAGACAAUGAAGUAGAGGUGACCAAAAUAGGUACAAAAGACCAACUUGCAGAUCCAUUGACCAAAGCAUUGCCAGUUUCUGUGUUCAUCAGACAUGUGGAAAAUAUGGGAGUUUUAGGCAGUAUUGAUGGUUAG